GCUUAAGUUUUGAAACUCUGAUAUUGGGAGCCGAAGAUGGUGAUUGUGGAAACUGGAAAGAGGCAAAGAGCUGGUUCUAAAUUCUAAUUCUAAGGGCGACCUCGACGGGCGAUCCGCAAAGGCAGGCCCAUAAGAAAUCAUUAUUAAGAAGCCCAGCCCGCUGUCUACCAAUUCAAGUCAAUUUAAGAUUUCGAGAAGUAUCUUGCUUUGGGCCGAACAGGUGAUCUUCUGGACAUCAGGCAAUGAUUAUAUCGGCCUAUUCGAUCCGCUUUGAUCCGAUACAAAUGUCAAUUCAGUAUAUAUUUCUUCUGUAUUUAUAAAAUUCAUGAGAUCAAGAAUCGAACCAUAUUAUAUACAGUUGGGUGUGAUCCGGUCCGGUCUAAGAGUCAUUUUGGUCUGAUGCGCCAUUGCAAAUCCCUACCUCUAAUUAGUCUUUGUGUUUGACAUCUAACGACUACAAACAUAUACAUGGGGAACGGCAUAAUGAUAUAAAAUCGCACAAAUUAUCUCAUAUUUGCGGUCGAAAUCUCAAGCCUUGUAAGUAUAAGUGGGACAAUGUUUGAUAAGUACGUUAUGAAAACAAACUUUUCUCGACUAGAUGUCUUCAUCGUUGAUCUCUAUCAGAAUAAUCACGUACUCAAAUUCAACCAAACUAGCUCGCGAGGCUUUCUCGUCUUUUUAUCGUACUGGUCCGGUGACACUAAACGGGAACAGCUGGCAUCCAUACACGGAGAAGACUUCGCUUCCAUCAUUUGUGUUGGGAUUCUUGAAGACCAAGGGAGCUAGCUAGCAUGGAGUUUGAAGGGUCAAAUAGAAGUCAAGGAAACCUUCAACACAACCCCAAAUGAAAAGACAAGACGCCAUGGGAACGCGGCAUGAACAAAAACUGAAGAGGUAGAAAAGGCACAAUGACGAUUGAUAAGUGUAAUAUAUGUGUGUUGCCAUUUGGAUGGUAAGGUUUUUGGAUCUUUGCGAAUUGGAAACGAAUAAAGAUGCCUCUAACUUUAUACACAGAUACAAAUUGGAAAGGGAACAGAUUUUGUGGGAGGGGGGCAAAAAAGACUCAUCGAGGUUAACUGUCUUCUAUUAAAAAAAAAAAAAAAAGAGGUUAACUGUCUUUUGCCCUUUUCAUAUGUUUCCUUGAACAUGUAACAACGUGAGACUUGGCCUCCUGAUCACGACCAAUACAGUUAAAAUCGCGCUUUAAAACGUAAAAGCUUACGUUUUUACCUUUUUAGGUCACCUAAACGCUUCUACAUAGAAUCGUGAUUUUCCUUUACAAAUGUAGUCAAAAUCUACGUUUUAAAACUUAAAAGCUUGCGAUUUUACGCUUAUAGGUCACCCAACCACUUCUAGGUAAAAUCGCGCUUUUGACUGCAUUGAUCACGACACCGACCACUAUAUAGGGUAUCGGAAAGGAAUAACUAUUGAUGUACUAUUAGAAACAUCAUUAAUUUAGAUAUCAACUAAAAUACUAGUACGUAUAUUUUAUACGUAACUUAAUAGUACCAUAUUUUACUGAUUACGUGGGGAAUAUAUAGAUCCUCGAAAUGUCAUACAUGGUCGAGAAAAUUACAAUGAGUCAAAUAGUCGCCCUUAAAAGAUUUACUUACAGGUGAACAUUCCGCACUCUCUCGCUGGAGAAAAUUACACUUGGUAGUGCAACGAUUCCUUUGCCACUUCCGAAAAUGGAGAAGAUCCCCUUGGUAUUUUUUUUUAUUUUUUUUUGCCUAGCUAGCUAUUGGCAUCGGCGUCACUUGAUUGCGGUGGUAGAAAGAAAAAUCAAAUACCAGCUUGCAGUUCUCUUUCUUCGUCAACGAGGAAGAAGUAAACUGACAAAAAAGAAGAAAAAAAAAAGUCAUUUAUAGCAUUUAAUAGGAAUACUUCAUGACUCACCGACUCACUCACGUCCAUAUAUAUCCAAAUCAAGUCGAGUGGAUCGUCGUAGCCAAGCAGUCCCACUAGUGUUUAUUACCAUUCCUGCCGCGUUAAAAUUAAAUAAUUAAUUAAAUAAAUAAACUCGUGGGUUACGUUAUUGGGGAGAAUUAAUUAAGAGUUAAAGACAAAUUCAUGCAUUAGAAAUAAGCGAGAAAGCCAGCGAGAACAAAUUUGACACCUACCUUGUGGAAUAAGUUGAACCUACGCUACGUACGGACGGUGGCAGUAAAACCAAUUAAGCAAGGUGCGUCAUUUUCCUUCUUCGGUUGCGUUUGCAUUUUCGCUACCUAGCUGCCCUGCCUGCCCUUAGGAAUGUCAAUGUGGCAGGUUCGGGCCGGAUAUCUCGAUACUCAUAUCCAGAUCGGGUAAUUUAUUAUGGGGUGCGGGUCGGGGCAGGUCGACCCAAUGGGUAUGUAAUUUAUGUGAAAAACAUUAGAAAUAUUCAUUAUUCUCAUUAAAAGACCAAGAAAGAAACCAUAAUAUGAUAAAAUCUAGUUAAAUUAUUGAAGAAAUUGAGGUUUUCACUUAAUUGCAACUUUAUUAUAGCUAAAAUAUAAUGUAAUAAGAGGAAAAUUCUAAGUAAUUUGACUGAGAUUAUAUGUAAUUUAGACAAGAAUGGGUCGAGAAUGGGGCGGGUCAAGGCAAGUCGGGUCGAUGAGAGGUACCCAUGUCCGCCCCGUUCCUGCCUACGAACAGUGUCUGACUCGCCCCAAAACAGACCAAACAGGUCAGAUAAAUCGAGUCAGGUCAAAAUUGUCAUCCCUACAUGCCAUGGAUUCUCGCUUAUCACCUCUAAGGGCAGAGAUUUCUGGGCUUUUUAAAAAGCCCGUACUCCCGCAAGUAGGCCCAGCCCAGUAUCGCUUAAAACUAUCUUUCACAUUCAAUAUCUUUCACAUCCAACGGUGUACAACAGUAAUUAGUAAUAGAACGAUCAACGACGGAGAGUAAUUAUCUUGUGUGAGGGGGUACAGGAGAAUCACCUGGGGAGACAUCCGAGAAACAAGACCGGUUCCGUCAGGGACAAACCAGUAAUUUUCCCCUCCUCCCGGAGCAACCGCGUGGAAGUUUUUCCACAUAACCCAAAGAUGCGCCAUUUUUUUCCAAUACCACUCGGCUUUGUUCCCUUCUUCUUCUUCUUCUUCCUCUUCACCUUCACUCCCUCCCGCCAUUUUCACAACAUCUAUAUAUAAACAAACACCAACCUCCUCCACCUGAGGAAAAAAAUAAAAAACCAAAAACUGCAAACAAGCAGUAGCAACAAUGGAGGAGCUGCCGCCUGGCUUCCGCUUCUACCCAACGGAGGAAGAAUUGGUCUCCUUCUACCUCCACAACCAGCUUCAAGGAACCAGACAUGACCUCCAUCAAGUCAUCCCUGUCGUCUACAUUUACGAGCUCGACCCCUGGCACCUUCCAAGCGCAGCAGGGGAGAUGUGCCGAGGGGAUACGGAGCAGUGGUUCUUCUUCGCGCCGAGGCAGGAGCGUGAGGCACGCGGAGGGAGGCCGAACCGGACCACCGGGUCGGGUUACUGGAAGGCGACCGGGUCUCCGAGCUACGUGUACACCGCCGGCGGUAGAGUGAUCGGUGUUAAGAAGACGAUGGUCUUCUACAAGGGGAGAGCUCCCGCCGGAAGGAAGACCAAGUGGAAGAUGAACGAGUACAGAGCCAUACAAGGAGCAAGGCACGGCAACUCCUCGUCGUCUAGUCGUUAUGAUCAGCCUCCCGUUCCUCAGUUGAGGAACGAAUACAGCCUGUGCCGGAUCUACGUGGUGUCGGGAACCUUUGGAGCGUUUGAUCGGCGGCCGCUGGAAGACGUGAUGAUGAUGAUGGGAGAAACACAACGGCGGCCACAACAGCAGAUUCUUCCACCGAGUGACGUGCCUUCUUCCUCUUCGUCACAUGCUCAAGCAAGCUCGUGUGGAGUUGCAGACAUGGAGAUGGACGUUGAUGAUCAUCUAGAGCAGCCAUUCUUUGACUGGCCGGAAGAAUUCAACUGGCAGUGAUCUUUUUAUUUUUAUUAUUAUCGUAAUUAAAGAUAUUUAUAUAUAUAGAGGUAUUCAUCAAUUAAUGGUUAGUGAUUUACGAUCAUCGGGUUAUAAGUGAAUCGAGCUAUAGGUUGAUUGGGUUUAGUUAAGUUGAUUGUAUGAGUAAAUUUGUCGAGUUAUUUGUCAAUACUAUCAAUAGGGUCACAUACGGAUCGGAUUAUUAGUUGAUCGAUCGAGCUGUUGUCAACGACUAUUGACCGACUCAAAUUCUGCAAGGGUUAAGUAUUAAUCAGGUGCGACCAAAUCUUGAUCAUUCCACACAGUGAAAAGUUUUUAAAGUGUGAAUAUCAAAUUUUGAUUUGGAUUAAUUACAUUUGGAUUUGAUCGAGUUGCAAAUCAGUUGGAUUGACGGACUAACAGGUCAAUCAGUAAUGGCAUAAUUGGGAUAAACUUUGUUUUGGUGUAACAAGACAAUCACGUUAAGGGUUCAUUGAGAAUUGGCGUUUUGGCAACACGGGUUGUGUGCAGGCUGGGGUUAGAUGGAUUAAUUAAUCAAUCUUCGAUCAUGAAAAUCGGGUGUGUUUAGUAUUACGGUUAGUAGAGUUUCGGGUCAAUAUAUAAGAUCUUUAAUUCACCAGAUCACGAGUUAGUAAGACUGCAACCUUCAUACCUUGUAAGCAAUAUUACCGGGUUAAAACUUUCCGACGAGGAUUAUUACUAUAGACAGCUAACGUAAUAAACCAUUUUCUUGUUUCUAACUUCAGGGUAACAGCUUACAACUAUGCUUCCUAUUCAACUUCAUGGUUCAAACAGGCGUAAUCCCGCGUAUAACUUUAGGGUAGACGUGAAGGAAGCCCAACGACUGAAUUUUUGACGCGAACAGCAGAAGCUGGACGCCGCCGGUUGAGUCAUGGCGGCGGCACCACCGGCGGUGGAUGCAAGGCAUGCAAGAAAAACAAAAUGCAUGGCAAUUUGAGUUUUUGUUUGAUGAAUUUGAGUUUUUUAUUCAUCGCGCAGGGGAGAUGGAUUGCUUUUAAUCUUCACGUAGGAGUAAUAAUGAAUAGUGAGGUGUAAAGAAUAACGUUGCCCAUUCAAAGAAAUUGCUUCAUUUUAGUUUCCGAUUAGUGAAAAAGUCAAGGCAAGACUAGAGAGCUUGGUUUGGUGCAAGGAUACUGAUUAUUGAUCUCAAAUGUGCUAUGAGUUGUUGAAGCAGAGACGAAGAAGGCUGUGUUGAUCCAAAUUAAUAAAGCAAACAGGAAAUU
Messenger RNA from Linum trigynum, 5183 nucleotides. NCBI's taxonomy places the organism in Eukaryota, Viridiplantae, Streptophyta, Magnoliopsida, Malpighiales, Linaceae. The record is from the annotation of a GenBank genome assembly.